Messenger RNA from Lecanosticta acicola, 665 nucleotides. The record is from the annotation of a GenBank genome assembly. NCBI's taxonomy places the organism in Eukaryota, Fungi, Ascomycota, Dothideomycetes, Mycosphaerellales, Mycosphaerellaceae.
AUGCGUUCAUCAUUCACCACCACCACCAUCCUGGCCACCGCUUCCCUCUUCGCCGUCACCGCACUUGCGUCGCCCUGGGGCAACGGGAACCCAUGGGGUAGCAUCAAGCGUGCCGGCUGGUACGCCACGCGCGACUCGAGCUGCAUGAGCGACGACGACGCGCAGCAAGUCGCCGACAACUUCGCCCAGUCGAUUUCGGACUACAGCGACUCGUUGGCCGAUUCCGCCUUCACCACCGACUUCCACGACUACUCCGACUCCGUCAUUGAGCUGAUGGACAAUGGCUGCCCCAACAGCCCAACAGCAGUAAGUCAUCAUCAUCGUCCCCCCCUUUACUCCCAGAACACAAACGACUCACUCCUUCUUCCCCCCUACAGCUCGGCAGCGCCACCUUCGACUCCCUCGCGGCUUUCAAAGCCGGCCAGAGCGCCCAGGCGCCCAUCCCCUUCCAGCAGCUCAACCUCUGGCACACGUGCGACGCCGUCACCCUGCGCUGGGUCUCGUCGGGCACCGGCCAGGAACCGGAACAGGUCACGGGCAUCAUCGUUCUCGAGACCGUCUAUCAGAGCGGCACGUGGUUGAUCCAGACCGUGUAUUCGGAAUUCAACAGCGGCGCGUGGCUUGUGAAUUUGGGGGUUUUUAAGCCGAGUAAUUGCUCUUCUUGA